UAUUUUGGAUAACUGACGUAAAUAGUUGUACCGUUGAUUCUCCAUAGUUUUCAAACUCUUACCUAGCACUAUAAAUGGUAAAAUCCCUAUCUACCGACUUUGGGGAAAUUUUUGGAAAAGCCUUGAUGGUGUCCUAAAUUGGCCUACAUCCUCUAUAUUUAUGAAGGCUUUUGGGCUUCUUUAUUGGAUUUUGUUGGUUUUCUCCUAAGUUAUUCGCAGGUUUUUGAAAAUUCUAGGUCUCUCCAAUAUCACUGGAGAUUUGUGGGUUUUUGGCUGCAUUUAAUUAUAGUUUGCAGUAAAUAACUCCCAAAAGUUGAUCAAAUCUUCCCUGAACUUUGGAGAUAGGUACUUAGAGAACCUAAUCAUUACUCUAUGGACGAGUGGGCUAAUUUACAAACCCGUUCUGAUUCUGUCUUGAUGAAUAACUUUUCAGGUUCAGAACUAAAGACAACUAAUUUUCAUAAUGAAGAGCCUCAGUGCAUUUAAGCGCGGAUCUUGUUAUCUGCAUCCAAAGUGAAGUUCAUGGAGGAGGAGUUUUCUGCAGUUAUCAAGGAAUAUCAGUCUGUUUUAGAGUCAGUGGAUAAAAAGGUCGCAUCAAUCGUUGCCGAUGACCGAUUCCUUAAUGACCUUAUUCAGAAACCAGAACAAGAAGGUGAAUCUGUACAUCUACCAUCCAAUAAAGAAGUGAUGAACACUAUAGAGGUUCACUUUGGGCGAGCUAUGCGUCUAACGUUAUUGAGAGGAGAUGGUGUAAGAUUACCUCUAGUAGUUCCUGUUGAUUCCCGUGUUUUGGAAUUGCGAUGGGCAGUACAAGAUGCAGUUACAUCGUAUAUGUACCAUCUCCGUAGUAUAUCACAGUUGCCAAAAGAUAAACUUAAAGGAGAUGCCGCUGACUAUAUUCCACUCAACAGUAUUCCUCCAAAAUUGAUUAGCUGGCGUUCCUUAUGGAGAACAAAAUGCUUAGCUCUGGUGAACCCGCACAGUUUGUGUCCACCAGAAGGCUUCCCAUCCAUUAGUGCUAGACUAGAAGUCUUAACUGAUAAGUUAUCGGAUUAUCAAAUUCGUAAUGGUGCAGUGAUCACUUUUGCUCCUCGACUUAAGCGAAAGUGAACAUCGUGUUAUUUUUAAAUCACUGAAAUAUAUUUAACUUUUAUAUGCUUUGAAUAUUUGUACUUACGAAAGUGUAAAUAACAUGAUCCUCAUGAGCU
Molecule: messenger RNA, 1208 nt
Organism: Schistosoma turkestanicum
Lineage: Eukaryota; Metazoa; Platyhelminthes; Trematoda; Strigeidida; Schistosomatidae
Source: the annotation of a GenBank genome assembly